Spirodela intermedia is the source of this 2300-nucleotide messenger RNA. The record is from the annotation of a GenBank genome assembly. Lineage: Eukaryota; Viridiplantae; Streptophyta; Magnoliopsida; Alismatales; Araceae.
AUGGGGGGCGAACGAAGGAAGACAUCCGGCGGGAAGGGCAGAGGAGUGGAAGAGGACUCGCCGCUGCAUGUUGCGGCGAGGGCGGGGGACAUCGUCGCCGUCCGCACCAUAUGCAGCUCCAACCCCCUCUCGGUGAAUGCCCGGGACAGGCACUCCCGCACCCCGUAUCCUUCGCCGUCGCCUCUGUUCGAUUACUUUCAUGGUGCCUUCCUGCGCGUUUGUCGUCGUUUUUCCGACCGAUUUCCCGAUAACCAAGAGAUAUCUCCUGUAGAUUAUGUAUCGUGACUGAUCAGCAACUGAUUCUGUGAGGCAACGGGCAGGAGGAGAUAAUGGGUAGGCAAGCUAGAGGUGACUAGGUUAAGAGUUAGCCUCUCCAAGAUGAGCCGGGGUGUGCUUACGCCCACAAUGGUCUCCAAUGGAUACUGACGUUACGAAUGGUUUCGAAUAUCGCUUUGUUAGAUAUUUUCAUGGAUCCGCAUCUGUUUCUCCGGUACGUCCGCACCAUGCUUGCUUUUUACUUAGUUUCUGUGCCUUCUAGUUUUCUCAUUCGAAAUUCUCUCUUCCCACUGUCUCCGAGGGUUUUCUCCUGAUUUAUGGACACUUGACAGUAGACAUCAGUGCAUGCUCUUGUGAUGCUCAAUCGUCCUACAUUUCUUUCAACGUUGAAAUCUCCCGCUAUUUUCACUCGAGAUCAGACUCUGGCGUUGUCAUGAUCUAACGCGGCGGCUCUUUAUUGAAACUCUUUUGAAAACGGCACGACCAUGAAUUUGAUUUCAAUCUAUCUCCUCACUUUUCACUUCUUCUUUUCGUUGUUUCUCACGAUGCAAUUGUUUCUCUUUUUUCAAAAGAAGUAUCGGUAGGAUAUUUAUGAAAAAUAAUUCGUUAAUAAAAGGAGAACUAGUUUGAUUCUACAGAAAUUCUUAACUCCUAAACCUGAAAAUUGCUUCAAGCUCUAAAGAUUUUUUGGGGGCAUAUUGGGGGCUCACCCACUACAGUCUACUCCUUCAUGGUUUACUUCUGAUGUCUAGGCAUUGAAACUACCAUAGGAUCUUAGUGUAUGUGCCUAGAUAUGCGUACUUACUGUAUCUUAGUGUAUCCCCUCUGUUUCUAUUUAAUGUAACUCUGCUAUCUGGGUAAUCCAGAAAUGGUUCUACUUCUUUUUAAUUUGACCAAUACCCAAAUUAUUGUGGGUUCUUUUCACCGUGGCCAAUGACUCAAAUUAUAAUGGUCUACUGGAUCAUGUUGUGGAUGCUUUCCACUUUGGUCUGUAAUCUAGGACGUUCUUGAUAUUGAAGAUAUACCACGUCAGUCACCUUGAAAGCCACUUUUGGCUGACCCUGGUUGUCAACCGCAGCCUUUGCUUCUUUGAAACAGCACCAACCUCUGAAAUCAAGUAUUGACAAACUGCUUAUGGAAGAAAAAAUAUUCAUAGAUGUAUUUACUUCUCGUCUCCGUUUGGGGACUACUUUCCCAUCUGGGGAUAGUGGCCCAGUCUGAUAUUUGGCCGAUAAUUGCCCGCUUUGCAUUUCAACAUGGCCAUCUAUCUCUGUUGUCACCCAAUUUUUUUUUUGUGUGCAUCCAUUGAAUCCUCACAUUUCAUUGUCUCUACAAUACGUGAUUGCAAUAUGGUAUGGUAUGGUAUGCGCUUAUUGUCGCCGUCGUUCAUUCAUUUCAAGUUGGUUCCCUUGACGCGGAUAAUUCCUCGAAGACUUCACCUAGCCGCGUGGUCUGGGCACCUGGAGGUCGUCAGUUACCUCUGCAGCCACAAGGCCGACCCGGGUGCGGCUGCCAUGGACGACAUGGGCGCCAUCCAUUUCGCCGCCCAGAAGGGCCACACAAACGUCGUCCGCGCCCUCCUCUCCUCGGGAGCGUCCGUCCGAGCUGCCAACCGCAAGGGUUGGACUCCGCUGCACUACGCCGUGAAGGGCUCCCACCUAGACCUCGCCAAGUACCUUAUCCGGAAAGGGGCCAACCUUGACGCGAAGACCAGGGCGGGGGAGACGCCGCUCGACCUCGGCGGCGGCGACGAAUACCGCGCGACCCUCUCCGAGUGUGAGCGCAAGCUCCAGCAGUCGCACAAGGAAGAAGGGGCCGCCGCUGGGAAGAAGGCCGGAGAUGAACGGACUGCCGACGAUGGGAAGAGGAAAGCUUCUGCUGAGCUUCCAGUGGAGGGCGGCGGAGAGGGGAAGAAGGCCCGGGAAGUGGGUGCUGGACAAGACGCCUCCGUGCCCAAAAAGCCUAGAGUCGUCCUCUCGCACCUCAUCGAAGAGGAGGAUAUGGAGCAGGAACAAGAACGGUAG